Messenger RNA from Solanum verrucosum, 595 nucleotides. RefSeq lists its product as uncharacterized. Lineage: Eukaryota; Viridiplantae; Streptophyta; Magnoliopsida; Solanales; Solanaceae. The transcript is spliced from 2 exons. Bases 62 to 478 code for a protein of 138 amino acids. The record is from RefSeq and is a predicted model, not a curated record.
UAAUAAGCUCUUUGUAAGAAAUCAUAAAACUCUCGUUUAUUGUACGUACAGAACACCAAAUAUGAAAUUUCUACCUGAAUUUGCUUUAUGUUGGGGUGGUGCAACCAUCACCCCAACAGCGAUCAACGCCGCUAUUCCUGACGAGGAGAGGAAUAGCGGCGAAGUUACAACUCCUUCCGCUAUACGCAGCGGAAGGGAGAGAAGGAUAGUAAAAUCCAGAAAUGGAGCGAAUUGGAAACCGGCGCUUCGAGUAAUAGCAGAAGAAAGAGUGAUGUCUGAUAUUGUUGUUGACGGUAACGGAAGAGGAAGAAAAGAACGUGCUGUUGUUCCUCCGUCUUCCUGCGCCAAAUCUGCUGCUAAGGUUAAAGCUAAAUCAAUUGCUAGAUCUAAAUUAUCAUCUAGACACGGCGACGAUUACUGGAAAUCGGCAGGUCCGAUGGCUGUGCCGGCGUUUGCUCCGACGGCAUUUUUAUUCUGAGAUUUGUAACUAUGUUGUAGUAUAUAUGAAUGAAUGAAUUGUGAAUAUUAGUGAUUCAUAUUUUUGGAACUUUGGAGUAUAUAUUUUCUCCCUUUUGUUUUAUCUUUUGUACUAUUG